AUGGAGAAACAAUUUGGGAAGAGAUUUGAAGGGAAGGUUGCGAUUAUCACGGCUUCGACUCAGGGCAUCGGCUUCAGCAUCGCUGAGCGUCUCGGCUUGGAAGGAGCCUCUGUUGUCGUCUCCUCUCGCAAACAGAAUUUAGACAUUAACUCUGUUAUUAACCCAACGUCGUUCCCAAAAGUCCCGGAGGUUAGAGUUCAUAACUAA
This is a messenger RNA of Ilex paraguariensis (yerba mate), 207 nucleotides long. The record is from the annotation of a GenBank genome assembly. NCBI's taxonomy places the organism in Eukaryota, Viridiplantae, Streptophyta, Magnoliopsida, Aquifoliales, Aquifoliaceae.